Molecule: messenger RNA, 2684 nt
Organism: Mya arenaria
Lineage: Eukaryota; Metazoa; Mollusca; Bivalvia; Myida; Myidae
Product: universal stress protein YxiE-like
Exons: 4
Coding region: 72-539 (155 amino acids)
Source: RefSeq, a predicted model, not a curated record
GUGGCCUACGUUUCGUUUUGCUGUUUACAUUCAAUGUGCCUAUUUCCCGACUAACUGGAGAACACAGCAAGAUGGCAGCCAAGAAUAACGAAAACAGGAUUGUUCUGAUAGCCAUGGAUGGCAGUGAAUAUUCGAAUCAUGCUUUUGAUUGGUACUGGAACAACAUCCACCGUGACUCGGACCACGUUGUCCUGCUGCAUGUGCCAGAAUACCACACUGUUGUUCAGUCACCCAUGGUGAUGAUGGAUGUGACGGUGAUCUCAGAGAUGAUGGCUGAGGAGGAGAAGAGAAUCAAGUCCUUCCUCGAGGGCCUCGGAAAGAAACUCAAGGACAAAAAGGUUGGUGGGAAGGUGAAGAGUGUGGGGGGCAACCCCGGGGAUGUGGUGUGCCGUGUGGCCAAGGAAGAGGGUGCCACGCUCAUUGUGACAGGCACUCGUGGAAUGGGGAAGAUAAGACGCACGUUCCUAGGCUCCAUCUCCGACUACAUCAUCCACCACUCCAAUGUACCAGUCCUGGUGUGUCGACAUAAGGACACCUAGCAUCACCAAUAGAUACCUCACACACCAUUGGUCCAGUUUAAUGUAUGCCAUCACCUGAUUGGUCCAUUGAAAUAUUUGAAUUUAAAAAACCCAGAUUUGAUUGAUUGGUUUAUAAAGCAGAACCAGCUGCUAUUCAGGCUUGAUUGGACAGUUUUAUGGUUUGAUUUGUAAUGGACUUUGGAAAUGAUCUGUCCUUUUUGUUCAGUUAGGUGAUGCAGAAAAUUAGCAUGGUUGAUAAAUGAAAUUAAACAAGAUAAUAAUCAUAAUUACUAUUUGUUGUUUUGUGGUUUUUCACUGUUUCUUUUUCCUUACUAAACUUAUAAAAACAUAUUCAAUCAAGAAAUCUGGAUAUCUGUUAGUGGUAUAAACACUUUAAACUCCUUUCUCUCUAAUAUGCAGUUUUAAGUAAUUGCACUUUUUUUAAAAUAUGAAAUAAUGAAGCUUUAAAGUUUUGUAAUGUGUUUCUCUAUAUGUUGUUAAUGUUGAUCUAUCCAGCAAUUGAGUAAAGCUGUAUUUGUUUGAAAGCACAUACAUAUACAAUGUUUAAAUUUAUAGUUUGCGUUUGUUUUCCAUCUCAGUAAAUUGUAUAUAAUUGUCACCAUGAGAGAGCAGUGGUGUUAUAUUUGUUUUAUGAACAUUAAUCAAGGUAUUUGUCUUCAUCAAUUUGAGAAAGAGUGAAAUGAGUUUUAAUAAAAAACAUUACUAUCAUUUGUUGAUAAGUGAUUUUCAUAAUUUUAUCAGAAAUAGUCCCGUGCAUUAGUUUUCUGUGAUGUUUUCAAGUCAUGCUAGAUUCAAUCAUCUGUAAUUUUGUUGAUUACAAUCAUAUACAAAUGAAUACAUUAUGAUUUAUGUUAUUGAAAUAUGGACCUGUUUAACUUCCUGUUUAAGGAAAGAUAUGUUUUGAAAGUAAAUGUAAAAUGCUUAAUGUUAUCUAAUUUGUAAAUAUUGGGUAGGAUUUAGACAAGGAAACAUCUGUAUGUUCUUUCUUUUUCACAAUACUUGAUAAUUUCUUUCAUUUUGCAAACUGACACUUCAUUGGUAAUCUAACUGACUUCAGGUCUUUAAUGGUACCAGUCUAACUCAGUUUAGCAUAUGGACCUAUAAUAAUUUAAUGGUACCAGUCUGUUUUAUAGUGUGAUGGGAUAAUGCAUAGCUAUGGAGUCUCCUUAUAUUGUUUAAUUAGCAAAAUAAAUCAUACCAUUCACAUUCGCUGUAAACCAGCCAUCAUUUUCUCAUAUAUUGAUUAAGACUUUUCAUCUUUACCUACCUUGCCUUCGUAAUCAGAUUAAUUUGAUUUUGUAUGCCUUAAAUGUAUGUGUAAUCAAAUAAUCAGUUAACUUAAUCCUAACUUAAUAAUUACAUUUUAUAUUUUUAUGGUUUUUCGAAAUGUUUUAGUGAUAAUAUCCAUAGACUGUGUAAAACAUUUAGCUAUUCUUACCAAAACUCACUCUCUUGUUUUAUUGCAAUUAUUUAUAGUAGUUGGCAACGACAAACGCAUGUACUGUUUGAAUGCUCUUUUAUUAAUCCAGUUACAUUCUUGUCAGAAUAAAUAUCAAACUUGGCUCUGAGCUCAAGAAGCAGUGAUAUGUUGACACAUGUACCAGUUGUCAACUCCAUGUGAUCAAUUAUCAACAUUUAUCUCCUGCUUAAGAUGCCUUAAAGUAUUAAAGUAUAUUUAAGUCCAAAUAACAAGUAUGUGCUUAAAAAAAACCUAAAAGAAAAUCAAGUGCAAGUCCCAUAAAUAUGUGUGUUUAAUGGUUUAAAGUAUGGUAUAUGUAUAUGAACAGUCACUUGACUGAACUUUUAUGGGGGAACCACCAAGGUACAAUUGCCUGUUAGUAUUUGAGUUGCUAGUUACAGUUUCUAUGUUGUGUUAUUUGUUUCUCGACUCUCUCCUUAAGUGUUACAAUAUCAAGUCACUUGUUUCAAUGUGGAUGUUUCUGUUCCAGUUCUAACCCAUUAACAUACAGGCUCAUUGACACAAUUACAACAUCAUCUAAAACCCGAGUACAUUCCAAAUGCAUUCUGGCCUAGUAUGUAAUACACAUUAUGUUUGUGCACUGUAUGAUAUUCAACUCUAAGAUCGUAUUAAUUAUGUACAUGUUAUAGUUCUAAGUGUUUUAUGGAAAUAAAAUAUUAACUCUG